AUGGAGCCCUCCAAAGAAAAGAACCUUGAGUUAAUCGCAACUGCCAAGUCGCUAGCGAACACCCCUUGGUGCGAACAGUACGAGCUUAUGAUAUCGGGAAUGCUCACCCAAAUCCUCAAAUUAACAUCGUCAAGAUACGAUCCCCUCGCUCCGGAACUCAUGCAAAGCCGUUACCGAGCCCGCAAGCUAAUGUCAAAAUACAAUGCACCCAUUCCCGACGAAAUAUCAUUUGAAGAUCUCACAGCUCGGCGCGAGGAAUUAUUAAAACAAUUACUGGGGGCAACUGGCAGAGGCGCCUUCAUUGAGCCCCCGCUGAUGGUUGAUUACGGGUGCAAUAUCAUGAUUGGAGAUGGGUUCUGUUGA
Aspergillus niger is the source of this 363-nucleotide messenger RNA. RefSeq lists its product as uncharacterized. Lineage: Eukaryota; Fungi; Ascomycota; Eurotiomycetes; Eurotiales; Aspergillaceae. The transcript has 2 exons. Gene Ontology annotation, molecular function: acetyltransferase activity. The record is from RefSeq and is a predicted model, not a curated record. Bases 1 to 363 code for a protein of 120 amino acids.